ACACUUUUUUAAAAAGAGUUCAAACUAACAUUGGAAAAUAUUGAAAUUCAAGGGCCCAACAAUUUAUUUGGAAAUUUAAAUUGUGUCUGCACAUUUUGACAACAAGCAAACAGGUACAUUUACAUUUUACAAUAUUACGUCGAGCCUGAAACCUGAAGUUGGAAUUGAAAUUAAAACUGGAGUUGUAUAAUUAAAGCGAAACGGCAGAGAGAGCGAAAUAUUUGCAUAAAGUGCUGACGGGCUAAUAAGUAAUGAACUAAGCGAGCCAUAGCAGCGUCGAGCAUAACGCUUAUUACAAAUAGCUACAGAUACAUCUGAGAGAUACAGAUACAAUUACAGCCCAAGGAUACUAAAGUGCAGCGGCUGCUUUCAUGAAAUUUAUGCAACGCUAGCGGCAAAUCCACAAAGUAAUAACACAGUUAUACAACAAUCACACACACACAUACAUUUAUAAAGAGAUACGUUUGUUACAUAUGUAUCUUUAGCAAAAGGCAGUGACAAACACCAUAUAACAGGAUUUUUCCGCCUGAUUUACGGUUGCUGUGGUUGCAGCCUCAGCGCACAUCAAUCCUUCUGCCAAGCCAGGCACCUGUUUUUCCACAACAACUUUUACAACAACAACAACAACUAGAAGAAGAACAACUUUUGCAAAAUGCGUGGCCGUCACUUGCGUCGACGCUUCAGUUUGCAGCCCUCGUUCAUGAAGGAUGACAGCGCCGAGGAUAAGCCCAAGCGUGACAAAGUGGGUCGCAAUAAUGCGGUGGACGAUGCCAUUGGACCGGCAAAUGCACGUCAUAAAAUUGUGGUCAUGGGCGCGGCUAAAGUGGGCAAAACUUCGAUAAUCACACAGUUUCUAUACAACACAUUUACAACCAAAUAUAAAAGGACCAUCGAGGAAAUGCAUCAGGGGAACUUUUCCAUUGCGGGCGUUAGCCUAACCCUGGAUAUACUCGAUACGGCCGGUUCCUAUGAGUUCCCAGCAAUGCGCGCAUUAUCUAUAUCAUCGGCAGAUGCAUUUAUAUUGGUCUACGAUGUCACCGAUGCAACCACAUUUGAAGAGGUGCGGGCCAUUCGCGAUCAGAUCCACGAAACAAAGGCAACCACAGCGGUACCAAUUGUGGUGGUUGGCAAUAAAAUAGAUCUGAUUGCCGAGGAUGGUGAGCUGCGCGAGGUGGAAUAUGCCACAACCGAGUCCGUGGUGACUGUUGACUGGGAGAAUGGUUUUGUGGAGGCAUCGGCGGCCAAAAACGACAACAUCACGCAGGUAUUUAAGGAGCUGCUUGCCCAAGCAAAAAUCACGUACAAUUUGAGCCCAGCACUGCGUCGACGUCGCCAGUCGCUGCCUCAGCAGAUUGGCAACAAUGGACCGGGUACACCGCUGCACCACCAUCAUCACCACCAUCAACAUCAUCAGCAGCAGCAGCAGCAACAUCAGCAUCAGGCGACGUCACAUGGUUCUGGCGCUGGCUCGGCAUCAACAUCAUCUGGAGCUGCUGGCGGGGGGCAUGGUUCACACACACCGACGCCAGCGCAGUUGCAACAUCUGCAGCGAAUCCAGGAGCGCAGUUUGGGCGCCAAGCGUAAUUCCUGCACAAUUUCCUAAGCACUCGAUCAAUUGCCCCCUCAAAAGUAAUCAUAAAAUAUAACUAAAGCCUAAUCCUAUGCAACUGAAACUGAAACUGAACAAACGGUCUCCUACAAAUGGUUUUCAAUGUUUCACAAAUAAAUACAAAACAAAACCAAAAAGAAAUACACCAAAAAAAAUUUAACAAAAAUACUACUUACACUUAUGUAUUUACGAUCUAUAGUAUUAUAGUCACAACUCAAGUGUACCUCUCGCUAAUCACUUUAGUACCUCUAUAUUCUGGAGCAUGUUUUUGGCUCUCACUCUCUCUCUCUGUCUUUCUCUAACUCUCUCUCUAACUCUGUAUCUUUCUCUUGUGCUCUGUCUGGUUUUUUUGGAACACGACACGACAAUAUCUGAAGCGAAACGUUUCCAAAAAA
Messenger RNA from Drosophila innubila, 2004 nucleotides. Its product is annotated as ras-related protein Rap-2b. The coding region runs from base 653 to 1603 and encodes 316 amino acids. The transcript has 6 exons. The record is from RefSeq and is a predicted model, not a curated record. Gene Ontology annotation, molecular function: GTP binding; GTPase activity. NCBI's taxonomy places the organism in Eukaryota, Metazoa, Arthropoda, Insecta, Diptera, Drosophilidae.